AUGCGACCGAUUACUCCAAACGCAUACUUUACGCACCGCAGCGCUGCCAUAAAUGAGAUGAAGAAGGAUCCUUUGAAUGAUCCGUAUCCGCACAAGUUUCACGUAACCAUUUCUAUUGGUGAUUUCAUCGAAAAGUAUAAUAAUCUCCUGCCCGGAACAGUGCUAAAUGCCUCUUACGUUAGUGUGGCCGGUCGGAUUCAAGACAUGCGUAAAUAUGGUUCAACGUUCAUGUUUUUGGACCUACAUGGAAUGGAACUGAAGCUCCAGAUCAUGGCCAAUACACAGAUGUAUCAAAGUGAAAAGCAGUUUUAUGAGGACACUUCAAAAUUGUGGCGUGGUGACAUCAUCGGUGUGGUGGGUGCACCAGGCAAAACCAAGAAAGGUGUGCUUUCGGUAAUGGCCAAGAAAAUACAACUGCUUGCACCGUGUCUCCACAUGCUGCCCCAGCUGCAUUGCGGUCUAAAGGAUAAGGAGACGCGAUACCGCCAGCGCUAUCUCGAUCUGAUGCUGAACAACAACGUGCGCUCCAUUUUCGUGACUCGUGCUAGAAUCAUCAGCUACAUACGACAAUUUCUCGACAGCUUUGGAUUUCUGGAGGUGGAAACACCUAUGAUGAGUAUGAUUGCAGGUGGUGCUAAUGCCAAACCGUUCGUCACACACCAUAACGACCUGCACAUGGAUCUCUUUUUACGCAUUGCACCGGAGCUGCAUUUGAAAAUGUUGAUCAUCGGGGGGUUCGAUCGUGUGUACGAAAUAGGGCGACAGUUCCGUAACGAAGGCAUGAAUCUGACGCACAAUCCCGAAUUUACAACAUGCGAGUUCUACAUGGCGUACGCGGACUAUAACGAUAUCAUUGUGAUGACGGAAAAGCUGUUGUCCAGUUUGGUGCACACCAUUCAUGGUUCCUACAAAAUUACGUACCAUCCGCAAGGUCCCGAAGGGGCCGAGGUUGAGAUUGAUUUUACGCCACCGUUUAAACGCAUCUCUAUGCUAAGCUCGCUGGAAGAAGAGCUGGGUGUGAAAUUCCCACCCGGCGAUCAGCUGAACAAACCGGAAGCAGUGAAAUUUCUGGACGAUCUAUGCAUAAAUAACAACGUUGACUGUGAAUCACCACGUUCAGCAUCCCGUUUGUUGGACAAACUGGUCGGAAAGGUUCUGGAAGCAAACUGCCACCAUCCCACGUUUCUUUGUGACCAUCCGCAAAUGAUGAGUCCGCUGGCGAAGAAACACCGCACGCAGCCGGGCUUGACGGAACGGUUCGAACUGUUUGUCAUGGGGAAGGAAAUCUGCAACGCCUACAACGAAUUAAACGAUCCGGAUGUACAGCGCCAGCGGUUUAAGCAACAGGCUGCCGACAAAGCCAUUGGAGAUGACGAAGCCCAGCCGGUGGACGAGAACUUCUGCACUGCGCUCGAGUAUGGUUUGCCGCCGACCAGCGGAUGGGGUAUGGGUAUCGAUCGGCUGGCAAUGUUGCUGACAGACUGCAACAGCAUCAAGGAAGUGUUGCUGUUUCCGGCUAUGAAGCCAGAUAAUACAAUCCGUAAGAAAACGAUCAGAACAUCAACAUCAGAACAAAACGUAACCGAAUGA
Messenger RNA from Anopheles marshallii, 1590 nucleotides. Its product is annotated as lysine--tRNA ligase-like. The transcript has a single exon. Bases 1 to 1590 code for a protein of 529 amino acids. The record is from RefSeq and is a predicted model, not a curated record. Gene Ontology annotation, biological process: lysyl-tRNA aminoacylation. Gene Ontology annotation, molecular function: ATP binding; lysine-tRNA ligase activity; tRNA binding. Gene Ontology annotation, cellular component: cytosol; cytoplasm; aminoacyl-tRNA synthetase multienzyme complex. NCBI's taxonomy places the organism in Eukaryota, Metazoa, Arthropoda, Insecta, Diptera, Culicidae.